Messenger RNA from Ornithorhynchus anatinus (platypus), 4895 nucleotides. It is a transcript of the gene OPRL1, whose product is annotated as opioid related nociceptin receptor 1. The record is from RefSeq and is a predicted model, not a curated record. Gene Ontology annotation, cellular component: membrane; neuron projection. Gene Ontology annotation, biological process: sensory perception of pain; neuropeptide signaling pathway. Gene Ontology annotation, molecular function: nociceptin receptor activity; neuropeptide binding. Bases 275 to 1381 code for a protein of 368 amino acids. NCBI's taxonomy places the organism in Eukaryota, Metazoa, Chordata, Mammalia, Monotremata, Ornithorhynchidae. The transcript has 4 exons.
CUCAGACGCAGCUUAUGUGUUUGGUUAGCGGAUCAGCAGUGAAACUGGGCUCAAAUAACACCCCUCCUCCUUCUCCAUGAUCCUCCCUCAGCCAGAAACGUGUGCCUGGGGCUCUCCCCCUUAGAAAUCUCUCCGUGCAAGUUGGAUGGUCUGAGCCGUACAUGCAAAUGACUGCAAAGCCUGAGAUGCUCUGAGUUUUCUCACACGCAGGAAAAGAUCUGGAGAUCUCUCGCUUAUCUUUGUGUGCCGCUGAGGGAGGGGAGGAGGGGAGAGCAUGGAUCCUGUUUUCCACCCUUCCCUCUGGGAAGACUUCUAUGUGAACAAACUGCUGGGCAACGCCUCCCUGCUGAACUUCACCUUCGAGCCUGAUUACCGCCUCUUCAACGAGACCCAGGACACGUUCCUCCCCCUGGGCAUCAAAGUGACCAUUGUGGUGGUCUACCUGAUCGUGUGUGUUGUUGGACUGGUGGGCAACCUAUUGGUCAUGUACGUGAUUAUCAGAUACACCAAAAUGAAGACAGCCACAAAUAUUUAUAUCUUUAACCUGGCUCUGGCUGAUGCCCUGGUCCUCCUCACCUUGCCCUUCCAAGGCACAGACAUGUUCCUGGGCUUCUGGCCCUUUGGGAACAUGCUCUGCAAGAUCGUCAUCUCCAUCGACUACUACAACAUGUUCACCAGCACCUUCACCCUGACCAUGAUGAGCGUGGACCGCUACAUCGCCAUCUGCCACCCCGUCAAGGCACUGGAUAUCCGGACGCCCAACAAGGCCAAGGUGGUCAACAUCUGCAUCUGGGCCUUGGCCUCCGUCAUCGGCAUCCCAGUCAUGGUGAUGGGGUCAGCGGAGAUGGAAAACAAUGAGAUCGAGUGCUUAGUCCAAAUCCCAGUGCCAGAAAAUUACUGGUCUCCAGUCUUUGGGAUCUGCGUCUUUCUCUUCUCCUUCGUGAUCCCCGUCUUCAUCAUCACCAUCUGCUACAGCCUGAUGAUCCGACGCUUAAAGAAUGUGCGGGUCCUGUCGGGCUCCAAGGAGAAGGACCGGAACCUCCGCCGCAUCACCCGCAUGGUCCUCGUGGUGGUGGCCGUGUUCGUCAUCUGCUGGACCCCGAUCCAGAUCUUCGUGCUGGUCCAGUGCCUGGGCACUCAGCCGGACAGCGAGGUCAAGGUCGUCAUCCUCCACUUCUGCAUCGUCCUGGGCUACGCCAACAGCAGCCUGAACCCUGUCCUCUACGCCUUCCUCGAUGAGAACUUCAAGACCUGCUUCAAGAAAUUCUGCUUCCCUUCCGCCUUCCGGCCUGAAUUGCAAAUGUCCAACCGGAUGUGCAGCAUUGCCAAGGAUGUGGCUUAUGCCUGCAAGACCUCAGAUGGGACGAACAACCCCGCAUGACUAGGCAUGGAACUGCCGGUGAUCCCGGCCAGCCCACAGAGCCCCACGACCCCGAACACGGAACUCACUCAGGUCACGGCGCUCUAGUCUGGGGUAAGAUCAGGCUCCAGGUUGGAAGAAUGCGGGAAAGGUUGUCUGCGGAGGGGGCAUUUGGAGAAUUGCCACUUUCUAACCACGAAGCCCUGAGGGGUUCAAGUGCUAGAGCAAAGAUUCUGCUCCAGGGAUCUCUUUUGCCUCCAGGGUGGACCUAGGAUCCGUCACUAGAAGGUCUUCUGAAAUUAGACCUCACUGAAGCCAAAGGAAAGGACUGCAAUUGAACAAAGUACACAGAAUAAAGGAUCGUUUCUGAUAUUAUUCAUAGCAGGAAAAAGUAAAUCGCUAAGGAGUGCAGCUAGCUGAGACAGUCUAGUGAGUUCUCUGCAAUGUGAUGCUGAUUCACAUAAGCCUCGAUGAACAUCCACAAGUAGGCACACUAAGGUGUACACAGACACACACAAACAUAAAAACUUUCACGCAUGCUCUAAUGCACACAAACACACACGCACAUACAAGGACUUUCAUGAAUACACAUGCACACCCACGAACACUUUCAAAUUUUACCUUUCAAACAUGGAGGAGUCAAAAUCCCGUGUCUCAGGAUGACGAUAACAGGAGCUCACGAGAUGUGAUAAAAGGAAUUUUAUGUCAGCAGAAAUAUUCUUUGAACCAAAAUACACUUGAAAAAGCAGUUUGCUUUUACAAAUAUUUUCAUUAUAAUAAUGAAUGAUUCUGCCAUGUAUAUAGAAUAACAUUCUUUGUCUGUAUAUACGCCCACUGACACUUGUAUCCUCCCCCCUCCAGGCAUGUAGAAAAGGCUUGGUGGGGUUUGGUUCAAGGGUCAAGGAAGAGCUGCUCUGGAAUGCCACUGGCUCUGAAGACGUGGCACCCCUUCAUGAAAUUCCAGGUUGGAGCUCUUUCCCCCUGCAGCAUCUUGUAAAAUUGACUCCUAAUUCUUGGCACAGGGAGUUUGGGUGGGACCUAAAGAUGAGCAAAGGCUAGAAAGUGCUAAUGGGAGGUGGUGAUUGAGCACUUUCCGUUUUCAUUCCAGUUCUGGUUUAAAGUUUGCUGAGCCCCUGGUCUUCAUCAAAUCAGUUCAUCAAGCUGGUCCAACAGGAAGAAGAGUCACUAUGAAUAUUAGGAGCCCUUACCUCUUAACCUUGGCUCUGCCCAAGAGAGAAGCCUGGUUUGUUAUUACAAGACCAUAGGGGUGGGAGAUGGACUUUUGGAAUGUGGAAGAAAGGAAUUGGUAUCACCAUAGGAUGGGAGAAGAAAUCCAAAGAAAGCAUGUCUCCUGGAGGACUGUAAAGAUUUCAUGUCGUUAGCCUUUCUGCAUGACUCGAAGUGACUUUUUUAAUGUACUGAUUCACUGAUAUUUUAAUACUGUACCUUUGAAAACCCUUGAUUAUGUGCGUAUGGAUGAAGAAAACCUCAGUUGGAUUUUAAGUUGUCUCUGGGUGGAGCUUGAUGUACAUCGUCAAUUGCUUUAGGAUGGGAAUGCAUUCUGUCAAAUCUGACAAGAGAUGGGGAACAAAUGGUUACGACUUGUUCUGGGAUUCAGGAAGGUUUUUAUAACCAAAAGAUUUUAUCAUGAAAUCAAUGAAGAUCAUGAAUUUCAUACUCAGCAAUGGGAAAGGACAGAGGUAGAAUUUUUUUUAAAUCAACAACCAAUAAACAUGUACUAAUGACAUCAACUAUCACAGCAUCUCAUAUAUGAAAUAUGUGCUGCUCCUAGUUGGAAUAGGAGUUUGAGAACAUCAACACCUCCUUAAAGAGGAGGAAAAUUUGCCAGAAAUUCAGCUAAAGAGCUGAAUUUCUGGUUCCGUUGUCAUCUCUUUUUAAAGCUAUUAGUCACAGGCAUCUAAGAUGAAGAAGUGAUUGUCUUUGUGCCCUUCCUAGAUCAGUAAAUCAGGGCACAAUCCCAAUCGAUGUGAAACGUGCUCCCAAAGUUCCCUUUGAAAUUAGUACUGUUAUUGAUAAAAGAGCCUCCAUGACAUCUUCGAGGUAUGAACUGGACUUCAAAAUGUUUUACAGCAAAUACUGAGCCAUCAUUUAUCAGAGUCUUUAUUCAGUUUGAGGAAACAUUACCCAAGCACCAAUCUAAUGAAAUGGAGGUAAGAUGCCAUCAGAAAGUGUGGCGUAAUGAGUGUCUCCCCAACCCCCAACCCUACACACAACUCAGUUUACUGUCUUCCUUCUAAGCUUUUUGAUCAUUUUUGGCAUCUCUAGACACUGAUCAUUUGGAUUUCUGCUGGACGACCUUUGUUACAAAUGGAACAAAAAUAUAAAAAUGUCCUAUUGUAUGGUGCCUAGCAGAGUGUAGAACAACAACUGAUUAUUUUGAACAAAAACUCUUUCAAGACAUUCUCACCUGUUGUAUGACUGAGCUUGUUAUUACUGCGGUGAGAAUCCAAUACCCAUUUUUGGAUGGCUACUUGUGCUUUUAUAAAGAGAAAAUGCAGUUCUGUACUUUUCAGAAUCCAAAAUAUAAUGACAUUGCUGUGUAAUCUUGCAAGCUCUUUAGGUUAAGUUAUUCUGGUACCUGAACUAUCGAAGUCACUGAAAAUUAGUAGAUAUCUCCCUGUCCUCUACUAAACCUCAGUCUUCAGUCUCCAUAUCGGUUUGGAAAAAAUGUCUUAAUAAAGUGCAGAAUAUGGGUAAGUGGAUGAUAUCCUCAAUUCAUAUUAUUCAGUCAUUAAAUAAAGCUGAUAGUAGGAAGUAUUCCUCUUCUAUGGCACUACAGUCCUGGGUGGUGGGUGAAUUUCCAACCUACUAGUCAUAGUAUCUUUUACUACUAAAAUGCAGUUAAUCCCAGUCCUUAUAUGGAGCCAUUCUGGCGCCGUUGCCUUCAAUGUAAUUGCUCUCUAUGUGGGUGGAAUUUGAAAUACUUGUGAGUUGAAACAGAUGGAUCAUUUGUUGACAUGAGUAAUAAACAUAUAUUUAUCUGUUCAUGACAGCUUGAUCAAUGUGGCAAUCACUAAACUCAAAUGUGUAGAUGGUUCUCUGCCUUAGCUCUCCCAUUAGCAUAUAUGAAUGGAAGAAAUGCAUUCUCUAUUCCUCAGACCAAAUUUCAUAGCAUGUCAGUGAAUUUGCUAAUGCUGCUCCUUUGCAGUCAAAACAGUAUUAGCGUUGAUAACUGGCAACAAGGUUUUGGUUUCCUUGACUGUUUGUCCUUCUCACUGUUAGAGUAAAUUGAUCAAACUUCCAUUUCUGAUUUUGAACAGAUGGAGGCAGCAGGGAUUCAGAAAGUAAAAUAAUUUAACCUGGAUGUCUUCAACCCGAGCUUCCUAUGUUGUCUAUAACAUUUAAAAAUUUAAAAUAUUUCUUUCUUUCCAGGACCAUUUGUUGUGUAUUAUCCUUUAAAGAUAGAAGUUGAAUGAGAGUUUGACAUUUGGUCAUAUUUGAAGAAGAACACAGAAAGUUUGGAUAACUACUGCUUAUUGGUGGUAAUGAAAAUAUUUUCCUGGAAAGAGCUAAA